Danaus chrysippus (African queen) is the source of this 252-nucleotide messenger RNA. The record is from the annotation of a GenBank genome assembly. Lineage: Eukaryota; Metazoa; Arthropoda; Insecta; Lepidoptera; Nymphalidae.
AUGGCUGAUCAGAGUACAGAUAUCAAAGUUUCUGAAAUUGAAAACAAUUAUAGUACUCCAGCUAAUGAUCCUAAAAAUAUGCAAGAGAUCACGCAGUAUGUCCAAUCGCUCAUGCAAAAUAUGCAAGACAAAUUCCAAAGCAUGUCAGAUCAAAUAAUUAACAGGAUGGAUGAGAUGGGUACGAGGGUUGACGAGCUCGAGAAGAAUAUCACCGAUUUGAUGACACAGGCAGGAAUUGAAAACGAAAAGUAG